AUGGUAAGUCUUUGUCCUGGGUAGAAGCAGCCAUUGCUUGAUUCUCAUUGUCCUGUAUUAUUUAUGUCACAGAUUACAGAGUUUACUUCUGUAAGGGUGUUGUCACCUGUGCGAUGUGUGUGGGUGCAGGGGUGCAGUUAAAUGAAAGAAGGGGUUGGGUAUCAAAAAGACUUGGUAAAGCUUAACCUAGGGGGUAUUUUUAAAUGGUGACAAACUGAGACAGUAGAUGUGGCCCCUAUGCCUGUUAUAACUAUUCCUUUUAGACUUUGAUGUAGCUGAAAGGGCCUAGGUUUAGCCUUCGGGGUUCUGCAUCUCCCAUCACCGAUACAUGUUAACAGCCCUGUACUAUGUAUCCUUUAAUAUAUUGCAGAAAGGAAAUCCAUUUAUUUAUCCCAUAUGGUUCCCAAAUGAACAUGCUUGGAUUAGGCUAAUCUCCUUCUGCAGCAUAUGAAUGCUAUAUACUGAGUAGCUCUUGGUGUGUUUGCCUUUUAAUGAGCAUUUAGAAGUGAUGUUUCCAACAAAAGGUGGGGGAAUCUAAAAACUAUAAAUUGAUGUAGCCUGGAUUGUUUAACUGAGUGUAAAGAACAGUAUCCAGUUCUUAGUGUUGUAUUGCCAAGAUCAAAGCUGCCUAACUUGAUCCCUAUAGGAUCUGCAGGCACCUGAAAGCUUUUAUUAACCCUUUGCGGUCCUAUGUCAGAAUAUAUCCAACAAAUUUAAUUUUACCUCUUGCGGUCCGGUGUCAGAUUUUCCCUGGGGAGUACCGGCGACCCUCCGUGCCCCAAAGAUGUGCAACACUCGCAGGCUAGGAGGUCAUGGUGGUAUGCACACCCUAGUUGCGUGACGUUCCACCUGGAGAUCGCGGAGCGCUGUGUGUAUGCACAAUGCAAUCUCCAAUUCGGGUUUGAAUUGUUCAAUUAAAGAGACCUGCUGGGGCACUAAGUGAAAAUGUAUAGGACCACAAAGAGUUAAAUUGGUUUUCCUUUGUGGGUUUAACCCCUUAAGGACCAAACUUCUGGAAUAAAAGGGAAUCAUGACAUGUCACACAUGUCAUGUGUUCUUAAGGGUUUAAAGUAUUUCACAGAGCUAUGUGUUGGGUAUAUGCUUUCUUCCUUGUACACAUAGCCCCUGAGUAUACUGGUUUCUCACCGGCACCCCUCCUGCUUCCAUACCCACAUACUUCUAGUAUCAUAGUCACUGAAACCUCCCCAUGGUGUAUACAAGUCCAUCUUUCCAGGUAAAAUAUCCUCCUUCCCACACACUCUCUACCGGAAUAUAGCUGGCUUAAUCACUAAACUUGAUUUUUAGCUAAUUGAGACUAAACCAGCCAAGUUGGAGAAUUUUUCCAAAUCUAUUAUUUUGCCCUAAAUGUUGCUUUCUGCAUUUUAACUCGGUACAGUUUGCAGUUUAGUGAAUAAAUCCGUUGCUGUAUCUGUGGUUGGCGACCGUUUUUUACAAUCUAUUUUCUUUCUAUCGUGAAAAACUGGGGGCCAGAUGACCUGAACUUUAAUUAGAGGCCUAGUACAUAAUGAGCUUUCUAUACCUGUUAACCCUCUGACCUAUUGACUGACCACCUAACGUUCCAAUAUCACACCGCAGACUUGGUUAGAAUUGUCCUCUCUGGCCUUGGUACAUAUCUAUUGCUAUGUUGGUUGUUCUGUUAUUUUUUGUGUAUGUGUCACCAGCUUCCUGUGACUAAUUCCUGUUCUGUCUUUGUUGUAUGACGAAGCAUUUGCAUUAUAAUAGAUUCCACAAACUGCAUUUAUUAAACCUGGGUUGGUCAAAUGGUAAAUGCCCAAGCUGUUUUAAAACUACAAAGCUCACAAUACUCUGUUGCUCUAGUGGUGGUAAAGCCUCAUGGGAGUGUAAUUUUUGCUUUUUUUUUUUUUUUUUAUUACCCAUCACCCCAUUAUUAAACUGUACUGUAUUCUAACAUGCCUUUGUACCCCUGCACCAGAGCAGGGGCGAAAAAACCCACACAUUUCUCUAAAUCAAAUUCCCCUGAAAAAGAGAUUAGGUCAGGCAUGCAACCACUGCAUGCCAAAUGGCUGAGUAAGCCUGGUUAUGUACAUAGUUCAGGCCCACUGAGGCAUUCUGUUCAAAAAAUGGCUUUGGCUUCAUUCCUUUAGAUUUCACAAGGCCUUGUGAUUUAAGGCAGGGAUUUGGAUAAACCCCAGUUAACCCGCUGACAUGAUUCUCCCUCCGGGAACAUGGAGAUUUGGGGCAGGUCCAGUGUUACCUCUUAUUUGGCCAUUGGGAGAAAUAAGGAAGACUGUACAGUGUUCAUUGUCUGUAAACUCAAAGGUGUGUCAGACUUCUACAUGUUCCGCCUGUUUCAUUACUUUUGGCAAGCAAUAGCUUUGAUAUCCAUUUUAUUUGUGUGUGUGUAUAUACCCCCUGUGCAAAUUAAAAUAUAGCAAAUUUUAGGCUCACAGCAACUCAUCUGUGAAUGUCUUUAGAUGUACCUACAAACAGCCUUUCCUUAUUUUAUUUUUUCAUUUGUUUCUGGAAAAGGUUACCAUGUAACGUUAUGUAUCGAACAUUUGCACAGCUGAAAAUAUGUAAAUGGAUUUGUCUGUUAGGCCUUGGUAAAUGCAGGGCAGUUUCUUGCAUUGUUCAAUGCUUUUUGUUAAAGGGGAUCCAUUGUGUAAUCAGUUCAUGAUGUGGAAAUGAUCUAAGAAGUGGAUCCCACCCAAGAUUCGCCUCUUGUCAUUGCCCAGGAAAUGUUUGAAGAUUGGCUGGCUGGUAGACACACUCCCUCUUGUAAUGUUUGCAGGACAGGCAAGUGUCUACAAGUUUGUUCCUAUGUAUUUAGGGCUUCUCAAUGUUUCCUGAGUGAUUUUCAGGUGUGUACAGUUGUUGCUAGGAGAGAGAAGGGGAGCAUGUCUGUGUCUAGGCAAGAUUGAGGAGCCCAGAUAACAUAACUUACUGACCUCAAGGCACUUGCCUAGACUAGUAAGUUAGAAAUUUAAGCAGUGAUAUGGCCAAGCCCAGACAGCUCGCACACAAUCCAGAAAGUGUAUUCCUGUUGAAGCUUGAAAUAAAGUGGGGUGAAUUUUGGCAAUAUCUUGAUAAACGUGGAGCAGGCGUGGAGAGUUUUUUGACUGGUCUAUAUGAGCUUGCAAUUCAUUUCCUGUGUUUAUACAGUACAUAAAAUGCCAGGUGUCCACAACAUAACAUGGCGGCCUGUGCUGGCUUGCUUUGGCGGAUUGUGCGACUAUUGCAUGUCUUCUCUGACCACCAUCUCAAUACAUGUCUCUCAAUAGCCUCUACCAUUGGGCAAAUCUUGGUGGUCCAGACAGUCUACAGCAGUUGUUCCCAAAUCGGUUCUCAUAGCCCAAAAAUGGUCAAAGCUUUUUCGGUAUCUGCACAUAACAAAUCCUCCACCGUACAGAGUAUUUUUCAGAAAGCAAAGAAACAAGAUGUCUGCAAAAGGGAAAUGUAUCUGUAUCUGGUGUACCGGUCUCUGUCGUGUGUGUAUCAGUUUGAGAGGGGUUAAAGGGAUACUGUAGGCACACAGACCACGAUAGUGCCAGGAAUACAGUUUUGCCUUUGAGCUCCUAAUAUACGGGGCUUGUAAUACUCCACAAUUCUAGCUUCUAACUAGUUUAAUCAGUGCACCCCUAUUGUGAAUGGCAUGCAAUUAGACUCACAACUGCUUUUGGAGUUGCAUGGAGUUGACAGGGAUGUGUUCAGCGAAUGCAUUUGUGCAGAAGAAUAACUGCUAAUAUGGGUGGUUGUCUUUUAAAUGUGGUAUUCUUUAUUUAUUUUUGUUCUUGGUACACAGGCUCAAAUGUGCAAGACCCCUCCCACAGACAUGGAACGGACCAUGGAGCAGACUAUCGUGAUAUUCAACCGUUAUGCUGGAAAGGAAGGAGACAAAGCCACCAUGAGCUUCAAAGAGUUUGAGACCUUCAUGAAAACAGAGCUUAAUUCCUUCACAGCGGUGAGUGCGUCCAUUCCAGUAGAAAUACCUGGUAUGGUUUGUGUAUCACUCUGCCUCCUAUUCAGCAUUUUAACAAUAAAUAAGGGUCCCUGGCCAGUAACAACUGAGAGCCCCCUCUGGAGAUAUGAUUUAAGAUAUAGAUUACAUUUUAUUUAUUUUGACCUACAAAUUCAUACUACUAGCGAGUGCUGUUAAACUAAAAGUAACCAGUAACCAUCGCCCCUGAAGGCAACUUUGGGGUUAAAUCAUUUGAGAAUGGUUUAACCCUUGGGGUAAGACUGGCACCAUAAUUUCCAUUAGAUGAAGUUGUUUUGGCGCUUGUGUCCCUUUAACCACUUAUGGACCACAUGAUAGUCUAUGCCAUCAUGCACGGUUUUAAGGCCCAGUUACAGCAUAGACUGUCAUGCAGUAAAAGUACCAGCAGGGGUUAAAUCCCUGCUGGUACCAAGGAACCUCCAGUAUCUUUUUAUACUUACAAGAGACCCAAAAUCCAUGAACAGAUCCUUGAGGUACUCCCUCCAUGCUUAACCCCUUAAGGACCAAACACAUGUCAUGUGUCCUUAAGGGGUUAAAUGGAAUUUUGAUCAGUGGCCCAGCAUAGAUGGCAACGCAUUGGGCAUACUAUAUUCAAUGUUGGAUAUAAAGCUAUCAUACUGAAAGUGGCCAGUAGAUGGCAGCAACAUACCACUCUGUUUUUAGAUUCAAAUUCCCUUUGCUAAUAUUAGGAUUGAUAUUAUCAGAAGGAAACCUUUUGGGAUUGGUAUUAAAUAUUGAUUAUUAAUGAUGUUUAGCAUUUAGUUUAUUUUUUAAGAUGCAACAAAGCAUAUGAGAAGUCUGAAAACAGAAGCUUAGAGGAAUACAGUAGUUUGCAAUUCUGUAAAUCCCUGCUCCAGUCUCAAUAGUUUUUGUUCACUUGUGCCAUUUACAGAGAGAACCAGGUAGAUAAGACUGAUCCCACUCACAAGGUCAGUCCACAACUGAAAUGCCAGCAACUUCUCUCUGCAUGAGAGUUGCAGCCUUCUUUGGGCCUUAUAACAGAGGUGUAGCUGAUGUCCCUCUAGGCAUAGUGAGCAUGGGAUUCACGUCUGAAAUACCUUUUUUAUUUUAUUGUGUUUUCUCAUUCAAUAUUUUUGAGGCACAGAGUUUAAAUUGAGGUAUACAGUAUGAAUAUAAUUAAGCAUUCAAGUGCCUAACCAUGGUAAAGUGAUGUAACUAGGAGCAUAUGGAGUCAUAUGCCUUGUAUAGAUUACAUAGGCCUAAUUUUAUAGUGAGACACUGUACGAUGCGAAUAAUCUAAAGUGUUCUUACAUAAUGCUGGUCAGAUGCACUUGUGAAGGGUAAAUAUAAGAAAGUAAUCAGGCUAGAUCUACAAUUUGUUGGAGCUCCAGGGACAUAACCAAAAUGUCCUUUUUGCUCACCAAGGACAUCAACCAUUUAAGAAUUGCAAAAGCUGGACAUAAAAUAGCAGUGAGACGCUAUCAAGAGAUCCAUAGGCUGUGUGUAUACAUGCAGCAAGAGUCUCAGCUGUACGGUUCGCUUAUUCCCAUUAUGGGUAUGAUUCAGUCCCAGCUGAGAGCACCAGCAUAUGGGCCCAGAGCCCGUAGUGUAAUCUGUAAGUUCCUUGUGCACAGUUGUUGCCCUCUUCGUCCUGCUUGCCUUGAAAGUAUUCAGGGCCGACUCUGGCCUGCCUCCCCACCUUGGUGUAACUCUGUCAAAGUGGGCUGCUUUGCAUUUGGAGGUGUCUUAUCCGCCUCCAGAUGAUGAGGAUAUCUGAACACUCAGCCUCCACCAGAACGCUUCAGAUAGUGCGUCCGGCUGCUUUAGACUUUUAGGCGCUUCUCCCAGGGAGUCCGGGGCACAAACCUUUAAAGGAUCACUAUAGGGUCAGGAACACAAACAUGUAUUCCUGACCCUAUAGUGUUAAAACCACCAUCUAGCCACCCUGGUCCCCUCAUGCCUCUAAAAAUAAAGUAAACUCUUACUUGAAUUCAAGUCUGCAGCUGCAUAGUUUGUCCCUGUUUCCUUUAGACCUGCCUGCUGACAUCAGAAGUGGUGGCCUGAGCCAAUCACAAUGCUUCCCCAGAGGACUGACUGAGACCAUAGAUAUGGAUUGAAUCAAUGAAUCUCUGAGGAAAGUUCAGUGUCUGCAUGCAGAGGGAGGAGACACUGAAUGUUUGGAUGCAUUUUUAGGCAGCCGUGACCCAGGGAGGAUCUCUAACAGCUAUCUGAGGAGUGGCCAGUGAAGUUAUCACUAGGCUGUAAUGUAAACACUGCAUUUUCUCUGAAAAGACCAUGUUUACAGCAAAAAGCCUGAAGGGAAUGAUACUACUCACCAGAACAAAUUCAAUAAGCUGUAGUUGUUUUGGUGACCAUAGUGUCCCUUUAACAGGUUAAGAAAAUUGUGGUUUAUUUUAUAUAUUCUAAAAAAAAAAAAAAUGUGUUUUUGGGGUUUUGUUUUUUAAUUUAUUUAUUUCUAUUAGAAUCAGAAAGACCCAAAAAUUCUUGAAAAAAUUAUGGCUUCAGUGGAUGGAGGUGUGGAUGGAAAGAGAGAUAACCAGUUGAACUUCCAGGAGUUUUUCAAUCUAAUUGGUGGGAUGAUGGUGGCAUGUCAUGAAGCUUUACUCAAGGCACCCCCUUCACAAAAGGUAAACUUUAAAUCUGUCUUGUCACUAAACUUCCUGUAAUAAACAUGGAUUGUCCUAUUGUAACUGCUUUUAUGUAUUAAAGGGACACUCUGGACACCCAUACAACUGUAAUACAUGUGAUAGUGCUCCUAGGGCCAAGCUGUAUGUAAACAUUUGAUAAGGAAGUAUUUCUGGCGUGAGGGGGUGUGACUAAGGAGGCCGGCUUAUAGUGCAGCAAUUUUAUUUCUCUCUUCUUGCGCUCGCUCUCUCUCGUUUAACCCAAAGCCUUGAAUCCAGCGCUGUUGAGCCGUGCCCCUGUCUUUUCACUGCUUUAAAUCUUAAAAUGGGAAGCCUCUGACCAAGCAACGCUGAUUGGCUGAGAGUCCACUGAUGGUUUUUAAGCCAGUUAGUAGCUCCCUAUCCACAAAACAGCUUGAGGGAAAAUACUUGCAUAUCUCAUUCUGUUUUAUGAAGGAGCUACCGACUGGCCAUUUUAAAAGGUUUAAUUCCUUGAAGGUAAGCCACUUGGCACCAUAACUCCAUUCCGAUGAAGUUAUGAUGCUGGAUAUUCACUUUAAAGGAUCACUAUAGUGUCAGGAAAACAAAGUGGUUUUCCUGACACUAUAGUGUCCUGAGGGUGCUCCCACCCUCAGGGUCCCCCUCCAGCAGCUUACCUUAUUCCAGCGCCAGGCUCCCUCAGCACUAGUGACCUCUCCUCCUCCGCCGAUGUCAGCGGAGCCGAGUGUGCGGCAAGUGCCACGCGCACAUUCAAGCUGUCAAUAGGAAAGCAUUUUCGUGAUGGAGGCAUAAUAUGCUUCCAGCGUCGCAGAUGCGCCUCUAGUGGCUGUCUAGAAGACAGCCACUAGAGGCUGGCUUAACCCUGCAAUGUAAACAUAGCAGUUUCAGAGAAACUUCUAUGUUUUGCAUCUGCAUGGUUAAAACCCAAGGGACAUUGUACCCAGACCACUUCAGCUGAAGUGGUCUGGGUGACUAUAGUGUCUCUUUAACUAUCAUUUAUAAAGGUCACUGAAAUCUUAUGCACCCAGGAGUUGGUAAGACUUGGCUCACCCCUUUUUCUGCGUCUUACAACUGUGCCAGUGAGUGAGGUUGUUCUGUCUGUCCAUCUAGUGUGCAUUAAAGUAGCUUGACGUGUUUUAACACGUGGGACCGAUGCCAACUUACUUUUUUAAAUCUUACAUGGCAUCCUCCACAUUUCCAAACUGGCCUGUCAUCCUGCUCCACCUGGAACUGUAAUUCUGUUCCAGAGAUAUGUAAUAGUGCUUUAAAUCUCUCAACAGCUUUCCAUGUAGCUCUGAACUGACAAAUCCGUUUUUCACUUUGAAAUCUACACCAUAAUUGCAGCCAAAACUGCCAAACUGGGAAAGGUUUCAAAGUUUGCUAUGUUUUCAAUUUGCCUAUUUGGGAUUAAAACUUGUGGUGAAUUCCCCCCCACUUUUUUAUUUAUUUUUUGCAAAUAUCCUUGAUUUUGUAAAAUCUAGUUCAUUAUACAUAAGCGGAGGAAAGUGUUCCAUUGGAUGGUUGAUAACGAUUAAUAGGGUUUAUUCACUCAACCUUUUUGAUUAAAUGAACACACAUAACUCAUUUCAUGCAACAUUGAAUUUAAAAUGUCAAAAUGACACCCUGCUGGAUUAAACCCAAACUUUUUGUUUUUGGUUUUUUUAAGCAACCAGUCGCAAAAAAUCCCCCUACUGAUAUGGAAAAGGCAAUGGAACAAAUAAUCCGGAUAUUCCAACACUACGCAGGCAAGAAAGGAGACAAAAGUCAAAUGAACUACACAGAAUUUGAGGCCUUCAUGAAAGCAGAACUCAAAUCUUUCACAGAUGUAAGUAUAUCUCCCUGCUUUUCAUCCAGGUGACUUGUAAUAACAAACCUACUAUCACUGCACACAAACUUAGUGGUUUAUUGGGGAUCACAGCACCAUAUAGAUUUAUUAGGAUAUGAUAACCUUUUAACAGAUCUAGACGGAAAUGUUUGUUCCUCCCAACUUGUAACAAAUGUGCAAACCUCUGUUUCCUGGCUAACCAUGGCGGCAUCACUUAUGGGUUUUUUGCGCCAUAGCUGUCAGACCAGCAAUAGUUAAACAAAUGAGAUGGGUUUGUAGUGCUUAUAGUGAAGUGUUGAAGGAAGCUCAAACAACCCAGACCAGUCUCUCUUUUCCGGUCCAACAAACUAUAUAUGAGAUAGGAGAGAACAGCACCUUAAGGGAUUCUCAGGUGGUGUUAGAUAUGAAAUGAGAUAAAAGUAAACAAAUAUAGUGCAGUAUCUCUGAUACAAAUGUGGGGUGGGAAAGGAAAAACACUUGGUGUGAGUUGAAGUAUAAAGGGAACCUCCUCUCUAGGUAGGUAGGUCUUUCUUCUUUUAUAGUUGACAGGCAGUUUUCAUAUUUUGAAUAAAAAAGACCCUUUUUUAGUCUCUGCUACUAUGUGAAGCAUGGUACUGCCAGGGGGAGACUAAACGCUCUUUCCAAAGGAAUUCUGGUUCCUGUCUGGUUGAGAAUUACUAGUUCAAUUUGCUGUCUAGCAGAGCCGCCACAUUGUGGGAUUUAUAUUAAGAACUUUACCUAAUGCAGUGUAUUGAGUUGGCAUAUGCCUGAUUCUCUCCUCUAAACACUGGCCAGGCUGUGGGACUGUGGACGUUAUUGUGGAGAGAUCGGAAGAGUGAGAUUGCCCUCCCUGUGAUCCUCUGUACCCCAUGGCACUCAAAGGUGUUAAAUAACCAUUGAAUUCAUUCCCCGUAUUCCAGCGCCGAGUUUGCUCUACUCGGGCUCCCUUUCCACCACCUCCAAUGUCAGCACGCACAGAAGGCCUCCCUCCGCCCUAUAAGGGACUUGAAGACUCUGGAUGUCAUGCAAAGCAAGAGGACACCCAGUGUUAAUACAGCAGGAAGUGGCUGUCUGGUGGCCACUAAAGGAUAAAGUGGGGAGUUAAGACAAGAGGUAGCAUGGGUAAUUUGGAGGUGAUUGUAGAGCGAUUUUAAAUAAUUGUCGAUACUGGUAACAAUUAAACGGAAUGAAGAGGUGACUGUUUUGUGGGGUUUUUUGGUUUGCUUUUUUUUGUUUGCGUUUUCUGAACUAUUGUAAUCCUGCCACGAAAAAUGGCCAACGAAAGAAAAAUUACAGCAAGCCUAUCUAAAAUAUAUGUCCACUAGGUGGUGCAUUGUAAGCACAAAGACUUAAAGGGACACUAUAUUCAACAUAUAAAAGCAAGAAAGACAGGUCCCCCGGCCUUCUUUCUUGCUUUUUAUAUGAACUUGGCAUGGAGAAAAAAAUCCAAGGUAAGUGUUAAUAAAAAAAAAUUACCUCUGUUCCAGCGCCAAGCUCCCCGCUAGGCCACGCCCCUUUUUAGUCAAAAUGACGAAAUCGCAGGGCCCAAUAGGACGCUUCUCCUUGAAGCAGCACCGCGAUGUGGUGCACUUGUGCGGUUUCGCGCUGCACCAAUUGCGUUCUUCAUAGAGCGGCAUUGAAUGCCGCCCUAUGAAGAAACUUGGCGCUCAACCGCAUAUGCGCGUUCGCAAGCUGAGCUGUCUGACCGCUCAGCUUGCUUUCUAUACCCGCCCCCCUCAUCAGCCAAACUGUGUGUUUGCAUAGAAACAUUAUAUAUAGAGAUCUUUCCCUUUCACCCUUUCUCCCUCAUCCACAUCCAUCCAGUCACGCACUCACUAAGUUUGAAUUCUCCCCUCCUCGGUCUCUGGUCUUCAGCUUGUCCGCUCAAGCCACUCCCACGCAGACAGGAUGCUCGUGCACAGUGCUGCCAGAGCUGCCCUGAGCUCUGCUGACAGCAGAUCUGAGUGAAUUGAGGCGUUUUAUGCCUCAAUCAACUCGGAAGUCCCUCUGGUGGCGGUCUGAGUGACUGCAAUUGGAGGUGUCCCUAGCUUUGAAUGUAAACACUGUAUUUACUCAGAAAAGUCUUUACAUUAGAAAGGCUGCAGGGAGCUAUAGUUCGCGCCUGAACAACCUCAUUAAGCUGAAGUUGUUCAAGUGACUAUAGUGUCCCUCUAAUGUUGUCCUAUUGAUGCUGCACUGUCUCCUGUUUCAUUAAUAAAAUGUUUCCAAACAAUUUUUUUAAGUGAAUCCUGAUCCCCCAACCACCUUGGACAGAAUACUUUCCCUUAUGCCAUACCAACAGUGUGCAAUCAUAGACUGAGAAGCAUCCGAUUUGGAGUACAGCAAUUUGCAAUGCAUGCGCAGUAGCUCACCAGUGCUUAUCUGAGAGGCAUUGGAUUGGAAUGGUCUUACAGUGGGAAUAAGUGAGGGAACUGUAGAACAAAAAAGCCCUUGAGCAUUCUAUUUGUUAGUGUUCCUUUAAUCACAGCAUGUUGUGCAAGUUAGUGAUGGGUAGGGGGUCUAGUAGCAAACCUUGGGUGCAUUAAAAUAAAUAUAUAUCUAUAUCUCAUGUAUUGUUUUGAUCUGUUUACCUCCUAGAACCAGAAGGACCCAAACAUUGUCCGCAAACUCAUGGAAUCAGUAGAUGGAACUGUGGAUGGGAAAUGUAACAAAGAGCUUGACUUCCAGGAGUUUAUGAAUCUCAUUGGCGGAAUGAUGGUGGCUUGUCACGAUUCUUUUAUUGCGCAUAUGAAGAGGGUCUAAAAAAAUCAGCUAUCUUUUUGAUGUAAAGGGGGAAAUGUACAAUGUUUUUCAAUAAAAUGUAAUUUGUAAUGACACUUUUUAAACUUUUUUUUUUUUUUAAACUGUAUUUGAUAUCCUGUAUUGAUGGCAAACUCGAAUUACUUUGAAGGACCACUAUAGUGCCCUGAGGGUGCCCCCACCCUCAGGGUCCCACUCCUGCCGGGCUCUGGGGAGAGGAAAGGGGCUAAACUUACCUUUUCUCCAGCGCUGGGUGGGGAGCUCUCCACCUCCGAUCCUCCCCUUCAGCUGAAUGCGCAUGCGCGGCGCCUUCAGCUGGUCUCAUAGGAAAGUAUUUACAAUGCUUUCCUAUGGACGCUGGCGUCUUAUCACUGUGAAAAAAAAGGGGUUAAUCCUAGAGGGACCUGGCACCCAGACCACUUCAUUAAGCUGAAGUGGUCUGGGUGCCUAGAGUGGUCCUUUAAUCUCUUCCGAAACAUAACUAGAAGUUACCACUAGCCAAAACCUUUAGUGUAUAAGCUGGAUAGAGUUUUGUGAACAAGAUAGUUAGAAUUCGAAGUGAACGUUAAAUUUCAAGGUCAAAGUAGCUAAACUAGACAAUUGUCUUGUUCUGGCUAUAUUGAUCUUAAAUGUGGAAUUCAGGGUGAAUUCUAACUGGAUUUAAAUAAUCCUUUUAUAUUUUAUCUGUGGCUAUCUGCCUACCCCCAGACACCAUGAAUUUUAAUACAUUAAAGGGAGGCCACAGAGGCUGGAUUAACCCUCAGUGAAACAUAGCAGGGUUAAAACUAGAGGGACCUGGCACCCAGACCACUUCAUUGAGCUGAAGUGGUCCUUUUUAAGAAUCUAUGUAUGGAGAACCUUAAGGGUUACUGCCAAAGAACACCCCAAUAUGUGUUAAUCAACAUCUUCUGAGUACAGUGAUACCACCCAUGUAUAGGUGUGUUGGGUUCUUUGGGGCUAAAAGACCUUAUUUGGAGAGUGCGCAUUCCAGUUUUCCAAUCUGGACUUUCCUCAGGAUCAUAGACAAACACAUAGCAUUUAAAAUAAUACAUUUUAUAGCCAAAUAAUUGGAAGAAAAAGUUUUGGGUUCUCUCCUACUGUUGCACAACGAUGCCCUAUUUCUGUCAGUGGCCUUGUGAGAAACUGAGAUGAGGGGGGUGGACGCUGAACAAACUGGAGAGGUGUGCCUAACCUUACACUCAACUUUUUAUAGUAAUUUUAUGAACUUUUUAUAUUUUAUUUUUUUGUAAGCACCCCACUGUAUCAUAUGCAACAUGGCAUAUACCACGCACUCAUUCUACUGUAAUAACUCAAGGUUGGGUGCACACUAAACUAUAUUACACAAGCCACAGCAGUGCAGUGCAAAUAUGUUGGUGCUAUAUUGAGUAAGUAAAAAGAUAUUCGUAAAUACACAAAGUGGAUGCAAGGAUCUUGCAAUCAAGUGAUAGGACAUGAUUCUAGAACUGUAAACGUAAACUCUGAUCCAUGAUUUUCUACGUUAAUUAUAUACUGAAAGAGUCACUCUUAUGAACUUACAACUGAGAAAUAAAAGUGAAGCACUUGUCCCAGGAGCUUACUGUCUAAUAUAAUGGAAGAUCCUGUCAAACUUACAAUCCAAUAAUCUUCUAGUGCAGGGGUAGUCAACAUUUUAAUACCUAACACCCACUUUUGUAUCUUUGUUGGUAACAUUUCCUUACCGCCCACCAGUGCCACAGUAACAAAGUUUAUAGCACAAGUGCAAAUUUUUAUUUGUGUCUCAGGGGUGCAUAGCUGUGAAAAUCUAUCUUAAGAUCUUACCCUCCCGUCUUCUUACCUUUUACCAAGGAGGGGCACAUAAUGCUGCAAGCCCUGGUGGUCCAGUAGUGGCAUGUUCACUUUAGCCUGCAGCUCCUCCAGCUGCAGGCUGACUCUCCUGUCCAGGCACAGCACUGUAUGGGAGCGUUGUCAUAGUAAUACAAAGCCUCCCAGGUCCAUCCUUCCCUCUGCUGGAAUGAAGUGCCCAGCCAUUUAACGUGUCCCGUUUUAGCUUUGAUAUCCUCAACGGCCUGAGAGAGCUUACAGCAAGACUGGCUCUGCAUGGGCAGGCAGGGGAAAUGAAAGUAUCUCCCCUGCCGGCCUUGGUCCACGGCCAUGAAGGCCCACUGAGCAUUUUCUGCCAAACCCACCUGAAAUCCCAAAUCGCCCACUAGUGGGCGGUAGGGACCAGGUUGACUACCCCUGAUCUAGUGGGAAAACAUCCUAAAAGACUUAGUUUACUACUAUAAUGGAAAAUGGUGUACUGACGCCCUUACCCAUAGAGUGAUAGAAUCAGAGACUGAUAAACUUGCAGUCAAUACAAAUAAAGCAUAAAAAAAAAAAAAACACUAAAAUUCCUGUAAAACAAGCAUCUCUCCCCAUCCCUCUCUCUCUAUAAUCAUUAAAGUAAGAAUAGUUGGCAUGCCAAGUGAAUUAUGUAAAUUUUAAAGCCAAAAUGGCCUGAUUUAGAAAUAAGUCUCCAAGACCGCUAUGGAUCCAUGACACUUUGGAGUCUUCCUUUAAAGCCAAAGUUUCCUGGAGGGGUGUAUUUCUUCUUCCCUAAAGUCUUCCAGGUGCCACACUGCACUACCUGACUGGUCUCACACAUGCCUCAUUCUCUAGUCUCCCUUAGUGGGAGGGCUUUGAAAUUCCAGGGUUAGGAUAAAUUCUCUCCCAAUAAAUAAAACUUAGCAAUUUGCCAAGGCUGGGGUGGGUGUGGAGACAGAUAGUGGAGAUGGGGAGAGAGUGAAGAGGAGGAGGGUGGGUGAAUUGGCAAGGAAUAUGUAAGUGAGUCAGCUAGAGAGAAGCUUCAGAUUUCAGGGGCUGGCCCUGUAGAUGGGAGUUACUUCCCUCCUUUUCAAACAGCAGAUACAGUCUGCUCCUCACUUCACUGAGCACAGCCUGCAGCUGAGAGCACUCUCCUCUACAAGGUGAGUUCAGUUUGUAAUUCUAGGAAUAUCAGGUCAGUGGGCACAUCUGGGACAUACUAAAAACUGCACUCCACGACUACCUAAAAGUGUUAAAUCAAUAACUACAGAGAAUACAAAUUGCAUAAUUAAAGUCGCAGAAUACUAACGAGAAUAAGGACAACACUGGAGAUGUAAUUUAUUGAGAAGUUAGUGGGUGCAUGUUAGAGUGCGCCUAUCUUGGCAUCAUGCAAACAUCAUCUGAGUCCAUUAUUUGGGUAUAGUAACCCUUUCAGUGCUGGAGCUGAAUUGUUACCGUUCUGAGAGUGUGGGCCAGGGUUUGGUGCAGUAUUUGGUUGAUAGUACAAGGGGGACUGGGUAGCUAUGGAAACGGGAGGAUGUUAUCACACACACGUUCCUCCAAAUUUUUCAAUAUAGAGCAAAGUUUAUACCUCAUUGAAACCUCCAAAUGUUUAUUUUAGAAUAUGCUUAAUAUUUUGCUGGCAAAGAAUGAGAGGUGUAAUCCAACAAAAUAUGGCUGGCUGGUGCAGUAUGACAAGCCCCAUGGUUGUUUUAUUUUCUUACUAUGCCUGUUCUGGCUGCUUGUAGGGUGAGUUAAUAAGGCAUCUUUGUAACUAGACACUUUUUUUUAUCAGAGUAGGGCGAAGGUAGAUCCCCCUAGCUGUUACUAUAGACUGGAAAGGAUACAUUGGAGGUGCAGGGGAACACAUCUUUUUAUACACAGAAUAAAGUGUAGGCAAAAACUAACAGAUCAGAAACAGUGUUAACCUAGCAAGUCACACCUCCCAUACUAUCACAAGGAAGGCACAGUUCCUGGGCUCUUAUCACUAGCCUGGAGGCGGUAUCUGACCCUUAUUGUCACUGCAUGCUGUUCCUUUUAAUGGAAGUGGUGUUAAGGGCCUGUGACGGUACAUUUUGCACGGGGCACACUCCUUGCACCCUCUCUGCUAGGACACACCCUGUGCUGCUCCUCCUUCAGACAGGAUCUAAAAUCCCGUUUCUCCUCCCAGGUCCAGCCUCAUGUUAACCUGUUCACUGCCUGCAGGCUCUGUAACUCAGGUUAUACAUUACUAUCAAAGUGUGUAUAGGAGGGGAGAUAAUGGGUGAGGAUUAGAUCAGGACGUUGUAGUGGCGCAGUACACAGCUCAGCAGCCGGUGCAGCGUUCUAGAACCUCUGUUACAAUGUUGCAAUAAAGUUUGUCUGCAAGGGAGUGUCUGUCGGCUGACGCUGGAUAACGGGCUAAUCCCCAGGGUUCCAUAGUCCAGCAAUACCAGGGCUGCGUUGGAGGAGUUUAGAGACCACACCCUGCUGCUUGCUCGUAUCCUCUGUAAUGUACCAGCUGAGAGACAGUGCCCCUGCCCAGUUCAUAUUGCGAGCUAUUCACUAAAGAUCGAAUUGGGGGAUAUUCGAAGGGAGUUUCGAAUGCUGAGUCUUAAAGAAAGAAUUUCUAAUUCACUUAGUAUUCUCACUUUAUUAGAUAUCCCUGUGUGUUAAAAAGUGCAGACUGUGUCAUCAUCGCUUUUUUUUCUUUUUUACUGAUGACAAACAUGUUUGGUAACAAUUCUAUCCUGUUUACAUAUUUUGCACCUUAAAGAAACACUCAAAGUACCAUAACCACUUCAGUGCCCUACAAUGUAAGUAGUCAAACCGCUUGGUCACAGUUUUACUUAAUUCACGGGUCCGCUGGACGCUGCUCCCCUCCGCAGCUGAUCACUCUCAGCCAUUGAGCUAAGUCCUGCACCUCCAGAGAGCUUCGAGGUAGAAAGGGAGUGGCACACGGCGGGCAACAGCUACGAGGUCAAACAGCUACCUAAUGCAUUGACUACUUACGUGGGGGCCACCAUUAUCACUACAGUGCGCUGUCAUGGUUGUGGUGCUUAGAAUGUUCCCAUCAUAAAAGACUGCACACAUAAUCAGCUACGUUUUCAAAUCUUGCAAGACUUUGAGUUCAAAUACAUUUAGAUCCUGACAGCAGAUCCACUAUUGACAAGCAUGCUCAGGGUGUGACUAUCUAUAAAUAUAUAUAUAUAUAUAUAUAUAUAUAUAUAGAUAUAGAUAUAGAUAUAGAUAUAUAUAUUUAUUUUAUUUAUUUUUUUCUAUGCGAACCCAUUGUUCAGUGCUGCAGAAAUAAAAUAACGAUAUUAUGCCAUAUUGGUCCCAGAGACGGCUGUUAUGGUUGGUAUAUAUUUUAGUGUAUAACACACAGAGCAGUGAAGGUGUGAAUAUUCCAUCUUACCUCUUUCCUGUUCACACCUCAGGCUGUAGGCAAUGCAUUAAUUGGUUUCCUGCACUGACUAAUUUUCAUGUACAGUUUACUCUUGUCACCCUUUCAUUUAUGAUAUCUGAAUUCGAGAACUCUGAGGCUUUUGAAAAGUUCUGUUACCCACCAUCUUGCUCUAUUAGUAUUUGGGCCACAAAAAAUACCUUUUAAGUCACAGGCUACAGAGGUAUUAUAGAAAAGGCUGUAAUUAGUGCUUUACAUACACAAUGAAAACAAAUACAGUUCUAGAUAUUGCUAGUGUCUCAGCCUAUAUAUGGCAUUAGCGGUCACAAGGGAUGCUACAUGGAGAUAAAGGCAGACAUUAGAAAUAUAGUGCAUGAGCCGACAAUGUGGGUUCCUGCAUUAAGCCACUUGAGCAGGCCAGAAUUCGACAACAGCCCCUAUCAACAUCAUUACUCCGCAGCACUGUAUAAUGGCUGGAUCUGACGCACAGUAAAUUCAGUAACACAAGUUUGACGUAUAUGAACAAGAGGGUCCUCUUCGACCUAUUGUUCCUGUAAGUUUUCUUGUAAUUGUCCAAUUUAUAGUUAAAUCCCCCCUCUCAUAAUGUAAAGCGCUACUGAAUCUGUUGGUGUUAUAUAAAUGGCAAUAAUAAUAAUAGUGGAAACCCUUCAGAAAUUAACUGUGUGGUGACAGCUGGCAGUCAGUUAUUCAGAUACGACUUAGGGCAAAGCAUCAUUGGAGUUGUGGUUUUACAACAUCUGGGGUUCUAGCUUUUAGGCACCUCUGAUUUAGGGCAUAUGCUACCUACACAUACCUCUGGAAUUGAUGUCAAUUAUCUGGCUGAGGAUCAUGGGUGUUGUAGUUAGCAGUAACCUUUGUCCUGCCCUUUAGCUACAAUGAUGUAUUUCAUCUGCUUUGCUUUCAAAAUGGGUGUUACUCUCAUUAUUAUUAUUAAUAUUAUUAGAUAGCUAUCACCUCUUGAGUAAAUUGAUUAUUAUCCCUUUAAUGGCCAGUGAUAUUUUCUGCUCCCAUCACAAACUGGUCCUUGAAAACCUUUUGCAAAUGUGGAAUGUUCUGUUUAUAAAGCAUCAGCACAUCCGCAUGGCACUGAUGUAACUGGAUAACCAAGGAAGUCCAUUUUGGAAUAGGGUCUUUAAAGGACUUAUUGUUUUGACAGCAUGGACCGUUACUGGUCAUUUAAGGGGUUAAGGUGUUUUCAGUUGUGUAAAUCCUAUGACUUCAUAUUCAGUGUAAAGGGAGUGGUACCUUUUGCUGCAGCAACAGUUCAGUUUUGCAGGGUUUUUUUUGCCAGGAUUAUUAUGGGAUAUCUGUAUUCCACAAAACUUUCAAUGGGCUCUGAAAGAGAAAAGAGAUUAUUUCCAGUAAAUUUACCGGUAUAUGUGAUAUCACAGAUCACCCAGCAGCUCUGGGACUAUUAGAUAUAGCCAAUAUAAAGGCAGCAUAACAGAUAUAUCAGAGUUUCGGUAAACCAGCUUUGAAAGCAGAGUUGGUCCUGCGACUCGUUGGGUGUGGCAGUGAUUGGAAGCUCUGCUGCAUAGAGAUUCUCUGCAGAUUACUUGGGAUUUGAAAAAUAUUGUUAACAUUGAAAGUCCUACAUUCAACCAAAAUCACAUUUGUUUUUGUUGGAUAGGAAAAUAUUUUAGGUGGGGCUUCGGUUGUAUUACCUGUGGUGACCAAUUGGAGAGAGGUAGGUACCUUGCAAGGUGACCCUGGAGCAAGCUGCGUUGAUAGAUUGGAUUAGGGUAGGUACCCUGUAAUGUGACCAGCUGUGGGUAAAGAUUGAAUAGUGGUAGGUAUCCUGUAAUGUGACCAGCUGUGGUGAUAGAUUGAAUAGUAGGUAGGUAUCCUGUAAUGUGACUAGCUGUGGUGAUAGAUUGAAUAGUAGGUAGGUAUCCUGUAAUGUGACUAGCUGUGGUGAUAGAUUGAAUAGUGGUAGGUAUCCUGUAAUGUGAUUAGCUGUGGUGAUAGAUUGGAUUAGGGUAGGUAUCCUGUAAUGUGACUAGCUGUGGUGAUAGAUUGGAUAGUAGGUAGGUAUCCUGUAAUGUGACUAGCUGUGGUGAUAGAUUGGAUAGUAGGUAGGUAUCCUGUAAUGUGACUAGCUGUGAUGAUAGAUUGGAUAGUAGGUAGGUAUCCUGUAAUGUGACCAGCUGUGGGUAAAGAUUAAAUAGUGGUAGGUAUCCUGUAAUGUGACUAGUUGUGGUGAUAGAUUGGAUAGUAGGUAGGUAUCCUGUAAUGUGACUAGCUGUGGUGAUAGAUUGGAUAGUAGGUAGGUAUCCUGUAAUGUGACUAGCUGUGGUGAUAGAUUGGAUAGUAGGUAGGUAUCCUGUAAUGUGACUAGCUGUGGUGAUAGAGAGUUAGGUAUCCUGUAAUGUAGCUGUGGGUAAAGAUUGAAUAGUGGGUAUCCUGUAAUGUGACUAGCUGUGGUGAUAGAUUGGAUAGUAGGUAGGUAUCCUGUAAUGUGACUAGCUGUGGUAGGUAUCCUGUAAUGUGACAAGCUGUGGUGAUAGAUUGGAUAGUAGGUAGGUAUCCUGUAAUGUAACCAGCUGUGGGUAAAGAUUGAAUAGUGGUAGUUAUCCUGUAAUGUGACUAGCUGUGGUGAUAGAUUGGAUAGUAGGUAGGUAUCCUGUAAUGUGACCAGCUGUGGUAAAAGAUUGCGGUAGGUACCCUGUAAUGUGACCAGCUGUGGUGAUAGAUUGGAUAGUAGGUAGGUAUCCUGUAAUGUGACUAGCUGUGGUGAUAGAUUGGAUAGUAGAUAGGUAUCCUGUAAUGUGACUAGCUGUGGUGAUAGAUUGGAUAGUAGGUAGGUAUCCUGUAAUGUGACCAGCUGUGGUGAUAGAUUGGAUAGUAGGUAGGUAUCCUGUAAUGUGACCAGCUGUGGGUAAAGAUUGAAUAGUGGUAGGUAUCCUGUAAUGUGACCAGCUGUGGUGAUAGAUUGAAUAGUGGUAGGUAUCCUGCAAUGUGACAAGCUGUGGUAAUAAUUGAAUAGAGGUAGGUACCCUGUAAUGUGACAAGCUGUGGUAAAAGAUUGCGGUAGGUACCCUGUAAUGUGGCCCGCUAUGGUGAAAGAUUGGGGUAGGUACCCAGCAAGGUGACCUGCUGUGGUAAAAGAUUGGGGUAGGUACCCUGAAAUGUGACCUGCUGUGGUAAAAGAUUGGUGUAGGUAUCCAGCAAGGUGACCUGCUGUGGUAAAAGAUUAGGGUAGGUACCAUGCAAUGUGACCCGCUGUGGUAAAAGAUUAGGGUAGGUACCCAGCAAGGUGACCCGCUGUGGUAAAAGAUUGCGGUAGGUACCCUGUAAUGUGACCCGCUGUGGUAAAAGAUUGGUAUAGGUACCCAGCAAUGUGACCCGCUGUGGUAAAAGAUUAGGGUAGGUACCCAGCAAGGUGACCCGCUGUGGUAAAAGAUUGCGGUAGGUACCCUGUAAUGUGACCCGCUGUGGUAAAAGAUUGGUGUAGGUACCCAGCAAUGUGACCCGCUGUGGUAAAAGAUUAGGGUAGGUACCCAGCAAGGUGACCCGCUGUGGUAAAAGAUUGCGGUAGGUACCCUGUAAUGUGACCCGCUGUGGUGAUAGAUUGGGGUGGGUACCCUGUAAUGUGACCCGCUGUGGUAAAAGAUUGGGGUAGGUACCCAGCAAGGUGACCCGCUGUGGUAAAAGAUUGGGGUAGGUACCCUGUAAUGUGACCCGCUGUGGUAAAAGAUUAGGGUAGGUACCCUGGAAUGGGACCCGAUGUGGUAAAAGAUUGGGGUAGGUACCCAGCAAGGUGACCUGCUGUGGUAAAAGAUUGGGGUAGGUACCCUGUAAUGUGACCCGCUGUGGUAAAAGAUUAGGGUAGGUACCGUGCAAUGUGACCCGCUGUGGUAAAAGAUUAGGGUAAGUACCCUGAAAUGUGACCCGCUGUGGUAAAAGAUUGGUGUAGGUACCCAGCAAGGUGACCUGCUGUGGUAUAAGAUUAGGGUAGGUACCCUGUAAUGUAACCUGCUGUGGUAAAAGAUUGGGGUAGGUGUCCAGCAAGGUGACCCGCUGUGGUAAAAGAUUGGGGUAGGCACCCUGUAAUGUGACCCGCUGUGGUGAUAGAUUGGUGUAGGUACCCAGCAAGGUGACCUGCUGUGGUAUAAGAUUAGGGUAGGUACCCUGUAAUGUAACCUGCUGUGGUAAAAGAUUGGGGUAGGUGUCCAGCAAGGUGACCCGCUGUGGUAAAAGAUUGGGGUAGGCACCCUGUAAUGUGACCCGCUGUGGUGAUAGAUUGGUGUAGGUACCCAGCAAGGUGACCUGCUGUGGUAUAAGAUUAGGGUAGGUACCCUGUAAUGUAACCUGCUGUGGUAAAAGAUUGGGGUAGGUACCCAGCAAGGUGACCCGCUGUGGUAAAAGAUUGGGGUAGGCACCCUGUAAUGUGACCGCUGUGGUGAUAGAUUGGGGUGGGUACCCUGCAUGGUAACGUGGUGGCAGUGCAUGUUAAGUGACCCUGUGGACUAGUUUGAGUGAGGGGGACGUUACAGAUUGUAGGUGGUGACGGCGGCCAGCUGUAUGAGUAGAUGUGAUGGUGUCGGUGGCGAUGCACCUUGCCAGGACAUACUGUGUAAUAGUUUGGAUGAGUUCCACACUCUGCGCGGUGACCCUGUGUACAGACAGUGAAUUUCCCAUGGAGAGUGUUUAUCUCUGGGUGGUGAAUGGGGUGAGGCAUUCUGAAUUCCUGGGAUUCCUGGAAUUAUUCCUGAGAACAGAUAGUCAUUGGUGGAAUGGGAGCCCCACCUCACCUGCUCCUGGAUGCCAUUCCUCACUGAUUCUCAAUAUAUCGCAUAGAGCCUGCGGUGAUUAUGGGUCCACGUUGCCCUUUAUGUAUUGUACACUGGGAUGCAGCCUCUGGCAGAUUUCUGUGGAAUACAAUUCAUAUUAUCCUCUCCAUGUUCUUCUCCCUACUCUUCCCAUUACAUUUGUAUCUCUAUUAAUAGCUGCUACAUCUUUAUCAAUCUACUCCCAGGUACUGGACUGCUGAGGGGUUUAAACAAUCUUUAUUUAUACAGUGGAAAACAAACAACAACACACAAUACAAAGCAUGCAUUCAGUAAGAGGUGUCACCUGGUUUAGUACUGUACUUGACAUGGAAACAUUUCUUUGGAAGAUGGGAAAUAAUGGAAAUUAGUGUUCCAUAGAGUAUAUUAUUCCCCCCUUUAGUAAGUUUCCAUCUACAGCGAAUACAAGAGCCCACGCCUGCUUCACUGCCAGUCAGAUAUGACCAUCACCUGAGGCUGGAAAGAGGGUGGGUUACAGGGGUGCAGGCUAAGCACUGUGUAACUAUCUUAUAGUGAGAGUUGCCAGGAAUUCAAAGUGGAUUUCACACAUUUAGGCCAAAAUAGCGGAUUUUGAAAAAUUCUCAGUCAGUUUUCAAUUUGACUAUUUUGGCCUUAAAUUUGUAAUUCAUUAUGCAUUUAUGGCAAAUCUCACCUUGUUUGUGUGCAACAAAGUCCUCAGAAAAGGAAGGGAAUUGAGGAGCAUGAGUAAGGGCCCAUAGGUCAACACAUUUAUUUUGUAAAGGCCCCACUGUGUUGUCCUUGGGAGGUCGAAUGCAUAGGUUUUUUGUUUUUGUGUGUGUGUGUGUGUGUGUGUGUUUUUGUAUCUAGUUAUAGUUGUGUUUUUUUUUUUUUUAAAUGCACUCUGGGGACUGAUAUUAAAAUGUAAACUGCAUUCUUCACUUUAACCAGUGUAACAUACAAUUUUAAACUUGGACCAUUUCUUUACCCAAACUCCCAUAUAAAUAAACAAUCUUUAAUACUGCCAUAGAUUUACCUUGUAUACUGGUAUCCCUUAUUAUAUGGCUUAUUCACUAAACUCUGGAUUUAAUGAAGUGAAAUCCGUAGGCAGAACCAGCUGUUCAGGAAAACUCCUAUAACUUUGCUAUAAUUACAGCUGGUCUAUUUUAACCUUAAUUUUGAUUUUACUGUGUAACAAUGAAACCCUUAAGUCUUCCUGAUAAAACACUGUAUCCACACCCUAUAUUUAUCAGGUCAGUUCAUUGUCUUCCCCUGAAAGGGGUACUGGGAGGUCAGAAUAACUGGACAAGGAACAGCAAGGCUGGAAAAACAUUCUGGGCUUAAAGUAUUGUUUUUGGAACUAUUGUAAUGUUAAAUAGGGGCCAUAACACUGGUGCAAUCAUUACAUGGCUUAGGUUAAUAACAGUGCCUCUCCCCCUUCCAUCCUCAGUACUGCCCUUACUGAUAAAUCUUAUCAACAAAAAUCAAUUCAUGUAACAUCUCACAUGCCCCCACUGACAAAAACAUUUAUGGGAGGGGGCAGCCGUCCGUUGGCCCACUAGCAUAUAUGGGUUGUGGCUUCAGGUGAAUUAAAAUAGCUGGAUAUACACAGGGAUUCAGGGAAUAUGAUGACAGAGUACUGUAGGGGUUAAUAAGAAGGCAGGUUUUGUGUAGGUCCCUUGCUAGCCCAAUACUAACAAGAAUUGUGCACAAGCUUAGGCAGAGGUGUCCAAUUGGUAGAUCCCAAGAUGUUUUAGAACUACAACUCCCAUGAUGCGUUGCAUGCCUUUAGAAUGACAAAGCAUCAUGGAAGCUGUAGUUUCAAAACAUCUGGGGAUCUACCUUUGGGCAACCGGGGCUAGUGGCUCACAAUCUCCGUGUUCUCCAAGCCUGCACUGGCCCACUAGCAUAUUUCCCAGUGGGUUGCAAUGUCUGGGGCUCACCUGGCUGACAGACUGUGAUGAGUAGAGUACGUAUGAAGUCUCAGGAGGUGUUUGCUAGUGACCGCAGGGUGAUAUGAGACAGUGCUCACUCCUAAAACACGCAGGCUGUCAUUGAUGGACAUGGAGUUAUGGCAAACAGUUUAUCAAUAUGAUAUGAGUUCUACAUCACACUGUGUAAAUCAGGCUUCCCCAAAUGUUUCUGAACUACAACUCCCAUGAUUCUCAGCCUGUUUCAUUCCUAGAAUCAUGGGAGUUGUAGUUCAGCAACACCUGGAGGGCCGGAGUUUGGGGAAGCCUGGUACUGUAGAUCAUAAGAAUGGAGGCAUCUGAUGUUACACUUUGUAACUCUAGCAGCGUCUGUUUGUCAAACCAGAGUAGCACCAUUCAGGCAGAGAUCUGCAAGUCUUGUGUGAAAAAAGCCCAUGCAUUUGUAUUUGCCCCUACUCCAAUGACAAAAAUUGCCAGCCUUCACCUGAUCAUCAUCUGAAAACAUUAAUUCUACUGGCUGGGUCUGGAAAUUAUUACUGAUCUUGGGUCGCCAUAACUCGGCGUGGCACGGAAACUGGAUGGAUGUCAGCUACGGUUUCUAUUUAGAUGAUUGAGCAUAAUGGGAGUUGUAGUCCACACAGAUGUUUCAUUUGGAAGGGUGUGCGUGUGUCUAUGUAUGCAUAUGUAAAUAAACACACGUACACGCAACAACAGGCUGUACAAAAAAAUCAGACUGGCACAUACAGACGCUGCGUGGAUAGAUUGUGUAUACUAUGAUAUCAUUAAACCACAUUCUAAGCUUCAAGUUAGGGCGGGUGACCUCGCUUCCUCUUUCCUUCUCCAGGUGCCUGAGGGAUGAGACAUUGGUAGUCACACUCACGGGGUUAAAACAGAGGGUGUUUCUGAAAGAUACAUAUUACAAGUGAUGAAUUAUUGCUUUUUUCCGGAGCCACACCCUGCUUUUAGGGGAAGCUGGGCAAAGCGCUCUCUGUCUGCAUAGAUACAGCGGGUAACACAUGCCCUUACACCCACCUCUUUACAAGUGGGCAUCAUGCCCUAAUAUUGCUUUAAAUUAGAGUUUGUAAACUUUCUUCAAAACGGAUGCAUCUGGUUUAUACAACACUGUACGGCAGUAGCACCUCUAAGUUAGUGACUAGUGGCAACAAAUCGGACAACUCCCCAAUCAGAGGGUGAAAGAUAAUCUGAGUAUAUGUGUUGGGCUACUCGGUGAUACAGAGAAUUAUUCAGUGGGUACAUAUGCACAGUGAUCACUUCCUUUAUUUAUCCUGGCAGAACGCUCGUAGCUUCCUCUGCUCACUAACUGAAUUAGAAUAAUUCCUACCAAAGUAACAACCGGCAAAUUGAAGAUUAGGUUUACAUUAGAUGCACUUUAAUCCAUUGGGAUAAUAACGGUCUCACAGUACUAACCUCCUGGAAACAUAUUAUUAGAGGGAGUGAAUUGUAGCCUAAAUGUUCAGCUUUAGCAGCACACAAGCUGCAGGGAGUGCUUAGGGCAAUAUCUGUUAUUUGAAUGUAGGUUUAAGUACCAGCUAAUGAAUGAGAUAUUGCAGAACCGCUCCACAUAGUGCAACGCUUUAUAUUCAUAUAAAACAUUUGUUAAUGACGGGGAGAUUUUAUUAUAUGAAUAAACAUACCUUGGGUAAUUGAGUUCAUAGAUGUCAAUGGGAGAACUGCUAUUACAGUUUUUCCCCGAAAAUAAGCCCUAGUUGCUAGUUCGCUAAUCUAUGUUCGGGGAAUUUUCCCCCAACAUAGAUUUGCAGGGUUCCAUGCCAUAGUGAACUGGUCUAUUUUCGGGGGAAUUCCUCAAGACAAUGUAGAUAAUAGGGAACGUUUAGAAGCGGGGCUUAAAGGACCACUAUAGUGCCAGGAAAACAUACUCGUUUUCCUGGCACUAUAGUGCCCUGAGGGUGCCCCCACCCUCAGGGUCCCCCUCCCGCCCGGCUCUGGAAGGGGAAAGGGGUAAAAACUUACCUUUUUCCAGCGCUGGGCGGAGAGCUCUCCUCCUCCUCUCCGCCUCCGUUACGCCCCGCCGGCUGAAUGCGCACGCGCGGCAAGAGCUGCGCGCGCAUUCAGCCGGUCUCAUAGGAAAGCAUUUACAAUGCUUUCCUAUGGACGCUGGCGUGCUCUCACUGUGAUUUUCACAGUGAGAAGCACGCAAGCGCCUCUAGUGGCUGCCAAUGAGACAGCCACUAGAGGAUUAGGGGGAAGGCUUAACCCAUUCAUAAUUAUAGCAGUUUCUCUGAAACUGCUAUAAUUAUGAAAAAAUGGGUUAACCCUAGAAGGACCUGGCACCCAGAGCACUUCAUUAAUGGUUGGGUUUAACAGAUAUGGUCAGGUUGACUGAUAUCUGCUCAUUUCUAUCUUACAGGAAGCACAUUAGAAAUCUGCAAAAAUGGUGGUCCCUUCUGAACUGGAACAUGCGAUGGAGACAUUCAUGAUGACUUUCCAUAAAUAUGCUGGGGGCAAAGAUUACUUGAACAGAGAUGAUCUGCAGAGGCUAAUGCAGAACGAAUUUGCAGAGUUCCUGAAGGUGGGUCUAAGAUACCGUUAUUGUGGGACACGUUGGGAAAUCUGUAUAUAAGGCAAUUCUGGGGUAGAUUACUAAAAAUGGAUUAAUCAGACUCUGGGCAAGAUUUGUCAAAGUAUUGUGUUCUAAAAAAGUGGUGCAAAAAUGUAAAAGAAGACUGAGUCACUGAUGGAAUGUGGCUGCUGGUUUCCAUGGUGAUCGCACCACUUUUAGAAUUUUAGAUCACUUUUUAGAGCGAAACACUUUGAUAAAUCUUUCCAUAGUAACUUCAUCUGCUAUUAGCACUUUGCCGCAUAAAUGCCUGAUUAUAAAACACAAAAUCCACAGGCUAUACUGAUAAUGAGCAGACAUAAAUAUAUAGAGCUCAGAAAAACCUCUGUCAGCCACAUGCUGCCUUUUUGGAAGCCAGAGGUAUCUGGGAGCUCUUGUCCAUUUCCAGCUGGUAAGCCAUGGCUGACUGCUCCGUCAUUAAAGUAUAAAGGCCUGCAGUGUCCUCUGGUAGCCAUGUAUGAUUUACUAAUAAAGUCAUCUCAUAUACAGGUCUCUAUACCUCUGAUAAGCCUUUCCAUAAAAGCUCAAUUCUGACUUGAAAUAAGACAGGCUUCUCCUGCAAGCCCCAUCAUGUCUCUCACUAUAGAUUUAUGAUUUUACACCUUCCCUGGGUGUAACCAGUGUGGGGUGAAGAACAAGGUAAAAAAUUGAAGCCAUGAAUUGUUGGGAAAUCAAAGUGCAUUUAAGGUCAAAGUAAGCAAGACCAUAGCUGACUUGGAGAAUUUCUCCAGUUUCACUAUUUUGGCCUUAAAUGUGAAAUUCAUGUUGACUUUUCAAUAGUUCUCACUUUUGGUCAAUGCCCCUAUUAGAGUGCAAGAUGUUAAUUGUGACCUAUUGCAGAACAUGCAGCAGGUGUGAAACAUAAUGUCUGUAUGUUGCAUAUCUCUCUGAGAAGGGGAUGCUGUACUAUGAGUGGCUGUAAUCACUUCUCUUUACUUUUAUUUUCCCAAACUAAUGUAAGCUAGGAAUGCCCCACCCAUAACAUAAUAAUGUUACUGAUAACAUUGUCCAAUGGCCUGAUGAGUGGGGUGUCAAACAAAAAAAAAUGUGGAUCAGGGCUGAAGAAUUUUUUUUUUUUUUUAGAAGGUGCAAUCUUACUUGAGCACAGCUGUCUUAGUCCACUGGUUACUUUUUUUUGUCGAAACAGAUGUCCAUUGUACCCUAUUAUUGUUGUAUCAUCUGGUUAUUUUGUAACACUUGAAUUCAUAUUCAGCUAGCACCGGUCAAUUAGUAUUACUACUUGUAUAGAAAGGGGAUAUUUGACAGGGUGAGUGGUAAAGAUGAAGAAGGCUUGCUCAAACAAGGUGUGUGUGUGUGUGUGUCUGUCUGUCUGUCCGUCUUACAAACACUUCCCUAACCAGCUGAUAUUUGAUGCUGAGAAUAAGUGCUAGCCUAGGUGGGCAGGGGAACAACCAAACCGUAGUCCCCCUACCCUGGCCAGUGAAGAGAUAAAAUAAAUAACUAUCUAUUCACUUUACAUUUUCUGAUUACUGACCAAAACCUCUUCUCUCCAAACCAGAACCAGAAUGACCCACUGGCUGUGGAUAAAAUCAUGAAGGACCUGGAUCAGUGCCGUGAUGGCCAUGUGAAUUUCCAUAGCUACUUCUCUCUCAUGGCAGGCCUUGUCAUCGCAUGCAAUGACUAUUACACCCGACAUAUGAAAAAGUGA
Messenger RNA from Pelobates cultripes (western spadefoot toad), 27305 nucleotides. Lineage: Eukaryota; Metazoa; Chordata; Amphibia; Anura; Pelobatidae. The record is from the annotation of a GenBank genome assembly.